AUGUCCAACGUUGAACGACUCGUUCAAAAUAUGUCUCAGGCUUCGACACGGCCUCGGGCGAACCUCGAGGAAAGACCAUCAGUAGGUGUCAGAGCCUCUGCGGAUUCUCCUGGGCAGUCUGGCAUCCCGAGCCCCGUUGCCGAGCCCUCGAACCAGAAACUACGGAACAACAACAAUUCAAAUCGGGAAACUGAAGACCAAGCUCCCUUCUCGGGCCUGCUCCCGCUCCCAGUUUUGCUCGAGACAAUCGAUAUUUACUUUGAGUGUUGCCAUAAUCAGCCCUAUGGGUUCUUCCACGAAGGCAACUUCCGAGAAAGCCUAUGGAAAGGGCAAAUACCAAAUCAUUUAUUAUUCGCCGUAUUGGCCUCUGCCAUGCGCUUCUCCAAGAAUCCAUUCUUCGACAACCUUCACAAUGCCGCAGUGCUCUACGCCAACAAGUCGUGGAAAAUGGUGGUGUCGACCUGCUUUUCCAACAACCAAACUGCAGAUUUGCGUAUGGUGCAGACUCUUACUCUUUUGUCGAUUUUUGACUUUACAGCCGGCAAGAACCGCCAUUGUUUUGCAUGGAUAAAGAUAGGGCUUGCAGUACGCUUUGCCCAGGACAUGAAAUUCAUGCUUGAAAGUGCCCACGAUUUACCUUUUGCCGUCCAAGAGGAGCGACGCCGAGUUUUCUGGUCAGUCUACCUACUGGACAGGUUGGUUUCGUGUGGACGAGCACGUCCGCCGGCCAUACUUGACGCGUCAUGCCAACUUCAACUUCCGUCUGAUGAAGAUACCUGGAGAUCGGGUGCAUGGAAAGAAGUUUUGACGUUGCAGCAACUUUCGUACCGAGAACUCUCAACCCCGGAACAGUUGGGUCCGUUUUCUCACGUGGUGGCCAUGGCGUACACGUUGGGCAGAGCGGCACAGUACAUGCUGCAACAAUUCAACACUCGAAGCCAAGAUCCACCUUGGGGUGCCAAUUCGGAUUUUGUGGCGAUCCAAUCCGAUCUUGUGUAUCUCGAAACCGUUCUACAAAUGUCCAAAUCGCCCACCGAUCUCGUGGCCGAACAUACUUCCCCAGGGGGCCGCCACAUCGACCAACACGCGAUUGGACCUGCGAUAUUCUCUCGCGCGCUGUUCCAUCUGACCUAUUGUUUGUUGCACCACCCCUUCCUGCUACGCAAACGGUUAGAGUCGUGUCAAAUAGCGGCGCCGUCGACUUUUCUUACGCGAGCAUUCGAAACUGCCUGGGAACACUCUAGAAGAAUGACCAAACUUUUACAAGAGGCACAAGAGGCCGGCGCCAUGCUUCGGGCGUCGUUCUAUGGUUAUUGCAUGGUGGUGGCAGGGUCCAUUGCCGCACUCCAUCUCCAUGACGUUUCAGACGCCAAACGAGCAGAGUCGGCAGACCUGGUGAGGGCCAAUACAUCGAUCAUCGAAAAAAUCGGGAGACACUGGAGGAAUGUCUCUCUGAUGGCAAUUUCCUUUCGGAAUUUCGUGGAAGACACGAGUCGCUUCGCCCACCUGGCGUCGGACGCGGUGAACGUUGCCGUCUUGUCCCCCGAAGACUGUGAGGCCAUGUGGGCGAUGGUCGACUACAGUACCAUGUCGGACGUGUCUGCCAGGGCUCAGACGCAAUUGUCCCCAGCGGCCGAGUUUUGGAUGGACGGCAGCAUGUCGUGGCAGGACCUGUUCGGUCGGUUCGACACGAUGAACCAAGGAGCGCAACAACAAAUCACGGGGCCGGACACGAACCAACGCGGCGUGCUGUUCCCGGAGGUGGAGAAUUACCUCGGACAAAACAUGUUUACGUAG
Messenger RNA from Exophiala oligosperma, 1797 nucleotides. RefSeq lists its product as uncharacterized. Gene Ontology annotation, molecular function: DNA binding; zinc ion binding. Gene Ontology annotation, cellular component: nucleus. The transcript has 4 exons. The record is from RefSeq and is a predicted model, not a curated record. The coding region runs from base 1 to 1797 and encodes 598 amino acids. Lineage: Eukaryota; Fungi; Ascomycota; Eurotiomycetes; Chaetothyriales; Herpotrichiellaceae. Gene Ontology annotation, biological process: DNA-templated transcription.